Molecule: messenger RNA, 2283 nt
Organism: Arabidopsis lyrata subsp. lyrata
Lineage: Eukaryota; Viridiplantae; Streptophyta; Magnoliopsida; Brassicales; Brassicaceae
Product: cullin-3B
Biological process (GO): protein ubiquitination; ubiquitin-dependent protein catabolic process
Cellular component (GO): cullin-RING ubiquitin ligase complex
Molecular function (GO): ubiquitin protein ligase binding
Source: RefSeq, a predicted model, not a curated record
GAUGAAGUAACAAGAGAGUUUUUUUUCAACAUGAGUAAUCAGAAGAAGAGAAAUUUCCAGAUUGAUCCAAAAUACGCCGAUAAAACUUGGAAGAUUCUGGAACAUGCGAUUCAUGAGAUUUACAAUCACAACGCUAGUGGUCUCAGUUUCGAAGAGCUUUACAGAAACGCAUACAACAUGGUUCUACAUAAGUAUGGUGAUAAGCUUUAUACUGGACUUGUUACCACUAUGACAUUUCAUCUCAAAGAGAUAUGUAAGUCUAUUGAAGAAGCUCAUGGAGGUGCUUUCUUAGAAUUGCUUGAUAGGAAAUGGAAUCAUCACAACAAAGCGUUGCAAAUGAUUAUGGAUCGGACUUACGUUUCUAGUACUAAGAAAAGGCAUGUUCAUGAGCUUGGACUUCAUCUUUGGAGGGAUAAUGUUGUGUAUUCGAGUAAGAUUCAGACUAGGCUUUUGAAUACGCUUCUUGAUUUAGUUUAUAAGGAACGGACCGGUGAAGUUAUAGAUAGGUUGUUGAUGAGGAAUGUGAUUAAGAUGUUUAUGGAUUUGGGUGAAUCUGUGUAUCAGGAUGAUUUCGAGAAGCCGUUUUUGGAAGCUUCUGCUGAGUUUUACAAGGUUGAGUCACAGGGGUUUAUUGAGUCUUGUGAUUGUGGUGAUUAUUUGAAGAAAGCGGAGAAACCUUUUGUGGAAGAAGUCGAAAGGGUUGCUCACUAUUUGGAUGCCAAGAGCGAAGCGAAGAUUACUAGUGUUGUUGAAAGAGAAAUGAUUGCUAACCAUGUGCAGAGACUAGUUCAUAUGGAGAAUUCAGGUUUGGUUAAUAUGCUUUUGAAUGAUAAGUAUGAGGAUAUGGGUAGAAUGUACAGUUUGUUCCGCAGGGUUGCCAAUGGUCUUGUUACUAUUAGAGAUGUUAUGACUUUGCAUCUUAGGGAGAUGGGAAAACAGCUGGUUACCGAUCCAGAGAAAUCAAAGGUUCCCGUUGAAUUUGUGCAGCGUCUAUUGGAUGAGCGGGAUAAGUAUGACAAAAUUAUCAACAUGGCAUUCAACAACGUUAAGACGUUCCAGAAUGCGCUGAAUUCUUCGUUUGAGUAUUUCCUCAACUUGAACACCCGUUCUCCUGAGUUUAUCUCCUUGUUUGUUGAUGAUAAACUACGAAAAGGACUAAAAGGUGUGGGGGAGGAGGAUGUGGAUCUUAUUCUUGAUAAGGUGGUGAUGUUGUUUCGCUAUUUACAGGAGAAAGACGUUUUUGAGAAAUACUACAAACAACAUCUGGCAAAAAGGCUUUUGUCUGGAAAAACUGUGUCGGAUGAUGCUGAGAGGAAUCUGAUAGUUAAACUGAAGACAGAAUGUGGGUAUCAGUUCACUUCGAAACUGGAAGGUAUGUUCACUGACAUGAAGACCUCACACGAUACACUGCUAGGAUUUUAUAAUAGCCAUCCCGAGCUUUCAGAAGGACCGACACUUGUUGUUCAGGUUCUCACAACCGGUUCUUGGCCCACAUAGCCAACCAUACAGUGUAACCUACCUGCAGAAGUUUCUGUUCUGUGUGAGAAGUUCAGGUCAUAUUACCUCGGGACUCACACCGGCAUGAAAUUGUCUUGGCAAACCAAUAUGGAAACAGCAGAUAUCAAAGCAGUGUUUGGAAAGGGUCAGAAGCUUGAACUAAAUGUUUCGACUUUUCAAAUGUGUGUCCUUAUGUUGUUCAACAACUCUGAUCGACUGAGCUACAAAGAGAUCGAACAGGCAACUGAAAUCCCCACCUCAGACCUAAAGCGUUGCUUGCAUUCAAUGGCGUGUGUAAAAGGUAAAAACAUGCUAAGAAAAGAACCAAUGAGCAGAGAGGACUCAUUCGUUGUGAACGACAGGUUCGCAAGCAAGUUCUACAAAGUGAAGAUAGGAACUGUGGUGGCACAAAAGGAGACAGAACCGGAGAAGCAAGAGACAAGACAGAGAGUAGAAGAAGACAGAAAACCUCAGAUCGAAGCAGCUAUUGUGAGGAUCAUGAAGGCAAGACGAGUGUUGGAUCACAACAACAUUAUCGCAGAGGUCACCAAACAAUUGCAGUCGCGGUUCUUGGCAAACCCAACAGAGAUAAAGAAGAGAAUUGAAUCGCUCAUUGAGCGUGAUUUCUUGGGGAGGGAUAAUACAGACCGAAAACUUUACCGCUAUUUAGCGUAAAAAGUUUUGAGAUGAUUGAUUACGAGUCCCUCUGUUUAUUUAGCGUAAAAAUAUCGUUUUGUAAAAAGAAAACACUAUUUAAUGUUUUAUCUUGAAUACCCUAAACUCCAA